AUCGAUUAUACUUUUUCAGUUUAAUUUAAUUUUGUUGAAAAAAAAAAACUGCAGCCUAACAACCCUACUUUCUCCUUUCACCGUCUUGGGCUACUCGAGAUUGGAUAUUUGUUUUUCAUAUUUUAUCAGCCCAUUGAAUUGAAAACAUCGGCCUGUUGAGCAAAACCAUUCCCAAACUCAAAAUAACUCUACUUGCCUAAUCACUAGCCAGGCCCGAAUAACUCGCCAAAAAACCUUCAAAAGAAUGUCACCGCAAUCAGCAGCUGAAACACCUUCGACCGCCGUCGCCGCGGCGGAAUUCCCUACCGGCUGGCGGUUCACAUGGGAAGCCCAGUCGCACACUUCAGUACUCCGUUUACUACUAUUCAACCAAAACACGAAGCCCUCAGCCCAAUGCAGAGACCUAAAACUCAGCCUUCUCCCCCAACAAUCUCUCCUUACUGUUUCCUAUACGGACAGCGAAUCCCUAAUGGAGAACUCGGUUCGGAUCCCAGUUCCGCGGGUCUUGGUCGACCCGGAAUCUCCUGUCCAUUUCAAGGCACUCGAUGACCAUAUCGAGGUUAAACUCGUUUUGUUACUUCCUGUUGACCAUCCUCUCGUGUCGGAUUUCGACUCCAUUCUUAGUCUUGAGGAAAAUGGAGAUGGGCUUCGUUCGUUUACGCUGGAUUCUGAUAUAAAGAAGUUAUCUUCAAUGGAGGAGGUGCACCUUUACUGCAGAAAUUGCUCGAAUAAGUUGUCAAAGGGUCUCAGGCAGGCAUUUAAUAUCUCCUUUUGAUGUUUAGUCUAUCAUUCAGUUUUUGAUUUUUUUGGUAUAUCUCCGUGAUUGGAUUUUGAUUAACAAACACUUUGUAGACCACCUUCUAAAUCGUAAACCUUGUAGUUUUUCUUUUACCUUUUUUCCCUUCAGUGGGAACAUUCAUUAUGAACAGCAUUCGGAUUGUAUAAUUCAUAGCAUUGUUUGGAUGAUAUUAUUAUUUAUUCUUCGUGAUGCAUUUUAUGCUUUUAUUCAUCAUAAUUAUUUUUCGCCAUGAUGCAUUUUUGUUAUCUUCAUUGUCUGGAAAAUUGGAUUAGAGUUGUUUUCAUUAUCCUAUUUUGUUAGUAAUAAUUGUUGGUAAAUCCAUCCAGAGUCAUCAUGAAUACUGCAAAGUGCGAAUUAUGACUUUACUUUUGGCUCAAAUUCAACAUCUUUGUUCAAGAGAACAUAGUUUAUGGAGCCAAAGUGGCAAUGCAAACUAUAAGUAAACAUCAAUGUGAUUGCAUUCAUUUUCACAGAGGGUUCAUGUUUACAUCCUAUACUCUUCCCCUGAUAGAUUACCAUGCUAAGAUAAACUUAAAGUGUUGAUGCAGAUGUUUUAAGGAAAUGCCAUCUGCUAACUGGAGGGAUGUUGCUGAUAAUUGGUUUGGGAAUUGUUGUUGCUCGUUUGGAGGUGUGAGCGAGAAGCUGGUUGCAGAAUAUGCAAAAUCCUACACUUGCAGUCCAGGUUUAUGCCUUUUGACCACAACAUCUGUUCUUUUAUGUAAAGAUGAUCUCUUGGGAUGUGAGUUCCCCAAUAUAAACCCAACGCAAAACACUGAGUCUGAUCUAAACUCGCCUAGUGAUAAAGUUUCACCAGAUGGGUUAAAAGCGCGAGCUGGCUGUCUUGUAAAUCAUAGUGAUGAAAAUGGAACUCCAAGAGAUUUAGCAGAUGAAGACAAGAGAUUGUUGAUGAAUGAGAAAGGUGAUAAUUGUAAUAGUGCAACUUGUUGUUCGGGCGGGUUGGGAUCCUCUUCAGAGUUGCUGACUAAUGAAACUAAUGUUAAUCUUCUCGAAAAUCAGAAAGUGUUUCUAGAUGGUUAUCUCGGGAAUGAUUUCAUGAUUAAGUCGUCUGGGCUCUCAAAAGACAUCAACUGGGUCGAGUUUUUAUGCCCACAAUGUUCGUGCCUUGUUGGAUCGUACCCUUGCUGUGAUGAUGGUGUGCCAUUAGAUGGUGGAGUUCGUCUUUUCAAAUGCUAUAUUUCAACUUGCUUGCCAGAAAAUGUACCCAAUGAUGUAUUUAGGAAUCACACUCUGGAGAGAAUGUUUGCUUGCCAAUUGUUGGAAAGUGCAGAGGAUGAAUUAUCGUUCAGAACUAUAAUUCGGGACAUACAAACUAAAUCUCCUGUUUUGCAAAUUGUUCUCUUGAAUCCGAAUACAUGGAGCUGUGCUGGAAGUUUGAACCCUGAAAAACAAGCAUCCAAGUUGAUUAUGCAUCCCAGCAUCAAAGUGUUAUUUUCUGCAUCUGGUCAUGGUGUGGGAUUUGAUUCGAGGAUUUUGGACGACUGGGCGAGAAAGAAUGAAGCCGACGAGAUUUACAUGUUUUCAUCUCAAAUAUGCGAAUUGAUUCAAGUUUUGGAGUUGGCCAAGAGUUUGUCUCCUCCAUCAUGUACGUCUCUACAAGGUUUAUAUUUUUCAUCAAUGAGGAGAUAAAUAGCGUAAUGGUGAAUAGUGAAGUUCCUCCUCGAGGAUAUGGAACAAGAAUACCUUGUGUUUGCAAUGAUAUGCCCUAUGUUUGUUUUUUGUCCAAAACAAAACUUGUGAUUUUUUAGUCUAAAAUGGAACUUUUGAUUGUCUUGCCAAGUUUUGGCUACCAAACAUAGUCUUUGUUCUUCCUAAUAAUGAGUCGGUCAAAAAUGCGGUCACAUUGAGAUUUGCCGACGUAUGAUUUUAUGUUACUGCAAUUGAUUUCCAACAAUAAUUAAGUGCGAAUAUCUGGGACACUUGUACGCCAUUUGUGCCCCAAACCUCAUAUUGAACUAUAUGAAGCCAACUCGACACAAAUAUUUUGUAUGUAUUAUCGAUAUAUGAACAAGUAAUAAUGAAG
Molecule: messenger RNA, 2840 nt
Organism: Striga asiatica
Lineage: Eukaryota; Viridiplantae; Streptophyta; Magnoliopsida; Lamiales; Orobanchaceae
Source: the annotation of a GenBank genome assembly